AUGUUAUCCCUUAUCUCCCGGGGACUCCUUUUGCUAGCAGGCCUGUGCUGCCUUUUCUCUGGCUCCCAGCCUCAAGAUCCCCUGGAAAUAGACGUGGAUGAACAUGACCAUGAACACCAGGAGCAUUUGCCCUGCCAACACAUCUCCUACAGCAUCAUCCAGUUGACCUUCAUUUUGUAUCGGAAGUCUGGUAGUUGGACAGAAGAUGCCAACAUCUUAUUCUCCCCAGUAAAUAUCAUUGCUGCUUCUUUAAUGCUUUCCCUGGGAGCCAAGGACAACACCCACAACCAGAUCCUGCAGGGACUGAAGUUCAACAUCACAGAAAUACCAGAGACCUACAUUCAUUCCUGCCUCCAACAGCUUCUCCAUAUCCUCCACCUGCCAGAUCACAGGCCACAUCUGACCAUCGACAGUGGCCUAUUCACUGACAAGGGUCUGAAGCUGGUAGACAAGUUUGUGAAUAACAUCAAAGAGAUAUACCACACAAAAACCAUUGCUGUCAACUUCAAGGACACAGAAAAAGCCCAAAAUCAGAUCAAUAAGUAUGUGGAAACUGAAACCCAAGGGAAGAUAGUGGAUUUGGCCAAGGAUCUGGAGGAAGACACAGCUUUAGCCUUGAUGAACUACAUCGUCUUCCAAGGCAAUGGGUUUGAUGAAGUUGAUGUUGAACACAAAUUGGAAGCCGACUUCCACGUGAGCCAGAACGAGACCGUGAAAGUGCCUAUGAUCAAUCGCCGGGGCAGGUUUUUCUUGCACCGCGAGGAAGAGCUGUCCAGCUGGGUGUUGGUAAAUCAUUAUAUGGGCGAUGCCACUGCCUUCUUCAUACUGCCCGACCAAGGAAAGAUGCAGAAGCUAGAGGAAAACUUGAGUCAAAAACAUUUCAUAAAUAUAUUAAAGCUCGUCGACAUACGGACUGUCAAUUUAUACUUUCCUGAACUGUAUAUGUCCACAACCUAUGACCUGAAGACCAUCCUGAGCACACUGGGCAUCACCCAGAUCUUCAGCAAUGAGGCCGACCUCUCAGGGAUCACACAAGAUGUUCCCCUGAAGCUUAACAAGGCUUUUCACAGGACUGUACUGACCUUCAAUGACGAAGUGAAACACACUACAAGAAACAGCAGUUUGAGUAAAAGGGGCUUGUCUAAGGUCCCCGUCAUCCGUUUCAACAGGCCCUUCAUAAUUAUCGUUAAAGACGAAUACACCAAUGUCCCCCUCUUUAUUCCGCUGGCCAAUGGACUUCAUGCAUCCCUUUGCACAUACCACAUCCGAAUCUCUGAAGACCUAGACACACGCUCAGACUCAGUCAGCCCUAUGACCUCAGUGACACCUUCUGAGAAUUGGGUCUUCACCUUCAGCAAUGAAAAUGACCUGGAGCUGGUAGAAGGUUAUAUUAGAAUGUCAAGUGUUUCUACCACAGCAGAGCGCAUGGCCCAUCAUUGUCCUAAGAAAUCCUUGAAGUAG
Phodopus roborovskii (desert hamster) is the source of this 1461-nucleotide messenger RNA. Its product is annotated as alpha-1-antitrypsin-related protein-like. Gene Ontology annotation, molecular function: serine-type endopeptidase inhibitor activity. Bases 1 to 1461 code for a protein of 486 amino acids. Gene Ontology annotation, biological process: negative regulation of endopeptidase activity. The record is from RefSeq and is a predicted model, not a curated record. The transcript is spliced from 5 exons. NCBI's taxonomy places the organism in Eukaryota, Metazoa, Chordata, Mammalia, Rodentia, Cricetidae.